This is a messenger RNA of Vitis vinifera (wine grape), 2249 nucleotides long. Its product is annotated as pentatricopeptide repeat-containing protein At5g66500, mitochondrial. Gene Ontology annotation, biological process: RNA modification. The record is from RefSeq and is a predicted model, not a curated record. The transcript has a single exon. Gene Ontology annotation, molecular function: protein binding; RNA binding. The coding region runs from base 113 to 1600 and encodes 495 amino acids. NCBI's taxonomy places the organism in Eukaryota, Viridiplantae, Streptophyta, Magnoliopsida, Vitales, Vitaceae.
AUUUAAUAUUUUAUUUAGUUAGAAGAGUGGAAAAAGAGAUUCUUUCUCGAUAUUUCCGUAUGUAUACCGUUUGAAUCAAGGAUAGUUGGGUUCGUACCACUUGUUCGAUGAAAUGCCCCAUAGAGACCUCUACACACUCAAUUCCCUUAUCGCUUCUCACGUUCGCAGUGGAAAUGCCGUGGCCGCAUUGUCUGUCUUCCGCCGCAUUCACCGUGCCGGUUCCCACCUCAAUUCCUACACUCUCACUCCUGUUCUGGCUGUGCUUGACCCAAUAUGUGGAAAACAGGUCCAUGCUUUGGCUAUCAAAACGGGUUCUGAUACUCCAACUGUCACCAAAACUGCGCUUAUGGAUAUGUAUUCCAAGUACGGUCAGUUGGGCAGCUCGGUUCGUGUGUUUGAAGAGGUGGGUUUCAAGGACGUUGUGACUUGGAACACUAUGCUUUCCAGUUUUGUAAGGCAUGGCCGACCCGAGGAAGCUCUCGCUGUUUUCAGAGAAAUGCAGAAGGAAGGAGUGUGGUUGAGCGAGUUUACUCUGUGUUCUCUUCUCAAAGCUUGCACCCUUUUGAAGGCCUUUCAACAGGGUAAGCAGGUUCAUGCGUUGGUGGUUGUGAUGGGUCGCGAUUUGGUUGUUCUGGGUACUGCGCUUAUUGAUUUUUACACUAAUGUUGAGUGCAUUGGGGAAGCCAUGGAAAUAUUUCACAAUUUGAAUUGGAAAAAAGAUGAUGUCAUGCGCAAUUCUUUGAUUUCCGGGUGCGUUCGGAAUCGAAGGUACAAAGAGGCAUUCUUGAUUAUGAGUGCAAUGAGACCCAAUGUAGUUGCAGUUACUAGUGCUCUUGCCGCUUGCUCCAAGAAUUCAGAUUUGUGGGUUGGGAAGCAGAUACACUGUGUGGCAAUGCGAUUUGGGUUCACAUUUGAUACCCAAUUGUGUAAUGUUCUCCUAGACAUGUAUGCAAAAUGCGGGAAAAUUUUGAAUGCUCGAUCACUGUUUGAUAGAAUGGAUAAAAAAGAUGUAGUGUCUUGGACAAGCAUGAUAGAUGCAUAUGGAAAUCAUGGUCAUGGGCUUGAAGCUCUCAAACUGUUCAAGAAGAUGGAGGGCGAGGGAAACAGUAUCCUGCCAAACUUAGUGACGUUUCUUGCGGUUUUAUCAGCUUGUGCGCACUCAGGGAUGGUGGAACAGGGCCAAGAAUGUUUUAAUUUGAUCCAGAAGAAAUACAGUUUGGAUCCAGGUCCUGAACAUUAUGCCUGCUUCAUAGAUAUCUUAGGCCGGGCAGGUCAGAUAGAAGAGGUGUGGCGUCUGUUUAAUAAUAUGAUUAAAAAUCAAACCAAACCCACAGCUGCAGUAUGGGCAGCUAUACUGAAUGCUUGUAGUCACAACCUGGAUGUCUCAAGGGGUGAGUUUGCUGCAAAGAAUCUCCUUGAAUUAGAGCCAAAUAAGCCUGGAAAUUAUGUACUGCUUUCAAAUUUCUAUGCAGCUGUUGGAAGGUGGGAUUCUGUGAAUGAACUAAGAAGCAUUAUGAGGAAGAAAGGACUGGUUAAAGAAACUGGGAAUAGCUGGGUCACUGUUGCACACUGCCAUGAAAACAUCCAACACAUCAAUUGAGAAAUCAAAACUUGAACAUUCUUCAAAGGUUCAUCCAAUGAGUGAGGUCCAGUACAUUUGGAUGGAUGAGUUGAUCAUCACUUAAACCAGGUUGGUGGUGGUAGAUUAAUCACAAACAUAAUUAAAUACAUUCAUUACCCUAUUCCCUAGCAUUAACUUCCUCCCAAUUGAACCCAGUGGAAACAAAUAUGAAUGUGUUUGGAUGUAAAAGAAUUCUAUACAUUUGGAAGAACCAUCAGCUGGAAUGAUCCCAAAGACAACCUUAUCUGAAGGCCAGGGAAUGGUCUUCAAUCAAGAUAAUUUGCUUCAAGUCUCUGAUUCUCCCUAUCAGGGUUUCACCAAGUUGUUCUCUUUUCCAAGGCAAGUUAUCCUAUUGUCUUGGAUAUGUUUUUGUAUUUAUGAUCUUGAAUUUUAAUAUUUUGAUCUUACCCUCUAUUUUAUUGCUGAGCAAACGUUUGAUGAACUCAGUACUAGAUCACCUUUUGACCUUUUUAAAAAGGUUUUGGGAUUUGUAUUUGAUGUAAGUUAUAACAUGGAGGGGGCAGUCAGGUGGGUUGGGUUUGUUGGUGUGUAAUCUAUUUUGGUUUUUUACUCAAUUGCAUUGAGUGUUGGUUUUCAUGUGCAUGGGCAGGAAGCUUUACUCAUGUUU